AAACAUUAUUAUAUAUAUCUAGAGCUCAAAAGGAUUAAAUAUGCGUCGUCGCUUCGGCAUUGUUCUUGCGGUUCUCGUAAUCGGCUGCUUAUCUGCAACAAUAUCGAUUGCGGAAGAAGCAGAAAGUAGUAGUAGUAAUAACAAGUUAGGGACAGUUAUUGGGAUUGAUCUCGGGACGACGUAUUCUGUUGUUGGAGUUUAUCAGAAUGGACAUGUCGAAAUCAUAGCCAAUGAUCAAGGAAACCGUAUCACUCCAUCCUGGGUAGCAUUCACUGAUUCCGAACGGUUGAUUGGUGAUGCUGCAAAGAAUCAGGCGGCUGUCAAUUCCUAUAGGACCAUCUUUGAUGUUAAGAGACUUAUUGGAAGAUGGUUUGGGGACAAGGAAGUUCAGAGGGAUAUGAAACUUGUUCCUUACAAAAUUGUGGAUAGACAUGGGAAGCCUUAUAUCCAAGUUGAAAUUAAGGAAGGGGAGACUAAAGUUUUCAGCCCGGAAGAGAUUAGCGCUAUGAUUUUGACCAAGAUGAAAGAGACGGCUGAAGCGUUCCUUGGGAAGACGAUUAAGGAUGCUGUUGUUACAGUUCCUGCGUAUUUUAAUGAUGCCCAAAGGCAGGCUACCAAGGAUGCCGGUGUGAUUGCUGGUUUGAACGUCGUGAGAAUCAUUAAUGAGCCCACGGCUGCUGCUUUAGCAUACGGUCUGGACAAGAAAGGUGUUGAGAAGAAUAUUCUGGUCUUCGACCUUGGUGGUGGAACAUUUGAUGUCAGUAUCUUGACAUUGGAUCAUGGUGUUUUUGAGGUUCUUUCCACAAAUGGAGACACCCAUCUUGGAGGUGAGGAUUUUGACCAAAGGAUCAUGGAGUACUUCAUCAAGUUGAUCAAGAAGAAGCAUGGAAAGGACAUUAGCAAGGACAACAGAGCUCUUGGAAAACUUAGAAAGGAAGCAGAACGCGCCAAGAGAGCCUUGAGUAGCCAACAUCAAGUCCGUGUUGAGAUUGAGUCUCUUUUUGACGGUGUGGAUUUCUCUGAACCAUUGACUCGAGCUCGAUUUGAGGAGUUGAACAAUGACUUGUUCAGAAAGACCAUGAUACCUGUAAAAAACGCUAUGAAGGAUGCUGGUUUGGAAAAGCAUCAGAUUGAUGAGAUUGUUCUUGUUGGUGGUAGUACUAGAAUUCCAAAGGUUCAACAACUCCUUAGGGAUUAUUUUGAUGGUAAGGAACCAAACAAGGGUGUGAAUCCUGAUGAGGCUGUUGCGUUUGGCGCUGCAGUACAAGGAGGCAUUUUGAGUGGAGACGGUGGUGAUGAAACAAAAGAAAUCAUUCUUUUGGAUGUGGCUCCUCUUACACUUGGUAUUGAAACUGUUGGAGGUGUGAUGACCAAGUUGAUCCCCAGGAAUACUGUGAUUCCGACUAAGAGAUCCCAAGUGUUUACAACCUACCAGGAUCAGCAGACAACAGUCUCCAUCAAGGUCUAUGAAGGAGAAAGAAGUCUGACAAAGGAUUGUAGGCUUCUUGGAACAUUUGAUCUGACUGGAAUUCCUCCAGCUCCAAGGGGAACACCGCAGAUUGAAGUCACUUUUGAAGUAGAUGCCAAUGGUAUCUUAAACGUGAAGGCAGAGGACAAGGCUUCUGGAAAAUCAGAAAAGAUCACGAUCACUAAUGAGAAGGGACGAUUGAGCCAAGAAGAAAUUGAGCGUAUGGUUAAGGAAGCAGAAGAGUUCGCUGAGGAAGACAAAAAGGUAAAAGAAAAGAUUGAUGCCCGUAACGCCCUUGAAACAUACGUGUACAACAUGAGAAACCAGAUUAACGACAAAGAUAAGUUGGCGGAUAAGCUUGAGUCAGAGGAGAAAGAAAAGAUUGAAACAGCAACGAAGGAAACACUUGAAUGGUUGGAUGACAACCAGUCAGCUGAGAAAGAGGACUAUUAUGAAAAGCUGAAAGAAGUGGAAGCUGUUUGUAACCCGAUCAUGACAGCUGUUUAUCAGAGGUCUGGUGGGGCUUCAGGAGGUGGUGCAGAAUCUACAGAAGAUGAUGAUGAACACGACGAGCUAUAGGGUGUUUUUUGGUAAUGCACAGAGAAGAGGUGAGAAGAUAGAGUUAGUAUGAUUUUGGGAUUUUAUUAUAUGAAUUUGAGGAGGGUGAUGACAUGUGAUUGAUGAAAUCCUUUCUUUUGUGAUUAGUGAUUACUUUGGUUGGAUUUUUUAUUCUUGUUUUCAAGAAGAAUUUUAUUGAAUUUGUAAUGAUCUAGUGUUUAAACAAUUUGCCUACAGUUUA
Molecule: messenger RNA, 2267 nt
Organism: Erigeron canadensis
Lineage: Eukaryota; Viridiplantae; Streptophyta; Magnoliopsida; Asterales; Asteraceae
Product: luminal-binding protein-like
Exons: 8
Coding region: 41-2047 (668 amino acids)
Biological process (GO): protein refolding; endoplasmic reticulum unfolded protein response; cellular response to unfolded protein
Cellular component (GO): membrane; nucleus; endoplasmic reticulum lumen
Molecular function (GO): ATP hydrolysis activity; misfolded protein binding; ATP binding
Source: RefSeq, a predicted model, not a curated record